Messenger RNA from Gasterosteus aculeatus aculeatus (three-spined stickleback), 2559 nucleotides. NCBI's taxonomy places the organism in Eukaryota, Metazoa, Chordata, Actinopteri, Perciformes, Gasterosteidae. The record is from RefSeq and is a predicted model, not a curated record.
GCGAGAGGUCGGAAACAUUUAGCGGUCGCACGCAAAGCUCCCCGGCGUUUCCGGCCAGCUCAGCGCGUCAGCCCUCUGCGGUGUUGUCAGUUUAACAGCCCGUCAGACGCUUUCGUUCCGCCGCAACGUCCAACCGGGCCGAGAGAGAGAGAGAGAGAGAGACAGAGACAGAGGAGACAUGGUGCUGCUGACGAUGAUCGCUCGGCUGGCCGACGGCCUUCCGUUAGCCGCCUCAAUGCAGGAGGACGAACAGGGAAGUGAAAAGUUGGGUCGCGACCUUCAGCAGUAUCAGAGUCAAGCUAAGCAGCUCUUCAGGAAACUCAACGAUCAGAGUCCCACGCGCUGCACGCUGGAGGCCGGCUCCAUGUCCUUCCACUAUGCCAUAGAGAAGGGAGUGUGCUAUCUGGUGCUGUGUGAAGCCAGCUUCGCCAAGAAGCUGGCUUUUGCUUACCUCGAAGACCUGCAGGCAGAGUUCCAUGAGCAGCACGGCAAGAAGGUCCCCACGGUGUCCCGGCCUUACUCCUUCAUUGAAUUUGACACCUACAUCCAAAAAACCAAGAAGUCGUACAUUGACAGCCGAGCGAGGAGGAACCUGGGCAGCAUCAACACGGAGCUGCAGGACGUCCAGAGGAUCAUGGUGGCCAACAUCGAGGAGGUGCUGCAGAGAGGAGAGGCUCUCUCCGCGCUGGACUCCAAGGCCAGCAACCUGUCCAGCCUCUCCAAGAAGUACCAGAGGGACGCCAAGUAUCUGAACACCCGCUCCACCUACGCCAAGCUGGCCGCCGGCGGCGUGUUCUUCAUCAUGCUCAUUGUCUACGUGCGCUUCUGGUGGCUCUGAGAGCGGAGAGGAACGAGGUAUCGAGGUAGAGGAUGAGUCCGCACACACUAGAAGCCGGACACCUGCUCUUAAUAAGACUUUGCAGACACACCACCGCCCGUCUGCUUCUCACCUGUCCCGCGGACGUGUGAGCGGAUUACGAAUGAUUACAUAAUGUCGGUAGCGGUUGUUGGACGAUGGGAUGGUAGUUGGAGCCGGAGGCGAGUGGAGGGUGGUGACCGUGUCGGUCGGUCGGUGGGUCGAUUUGCUCUGUUUUUGUAGGUGAUUGGUUUUUAAGUGUGGAGGGGAAAAUGAAGAGGAAAACAGGUUUCCAAAGCUGUACUGUAACAGGACUGAUUUAGUCAUGCCGAUGUCUAAUAACAUCGAAGGAAAUUGAAAAAAUGAACUGACAUGAUUCUCUGCAUCUGCAUUUGUUAAUAUUAUAAUCACAGUAGCGAUGACUUGACAGGCCUCAGCAUACAACAUGUACAACACUUACAAAGGGUUAGAAAAGCUGGGGUAUUUAUAAGGUUUGGCAAAAAAAAAGUAAUUUAAGUAGACUAUCUUUUUAAAAAUAUAGAAUUCAAGCAUUGCAUUCCCCUGUGUAUAAUUUUGCAGCUUGUCUUCAGCUAUUUUGGGAGAAUGAUGUUGUUUUUAUUAUUGCUGAAUGGAGGCUAGUCUGUUUUUUGGGGGGGAGGCGGGUCGGCUCAUUUAAAGAUGCUAAAUUCAAAAUUCAGUUCAUAAAUGUUGCACCAAACCACGGCGUCCAGAGCAGACCAUUAACGGCCACGCCCUCUUUGUGUGAUGUAAUGUAACAAACCACACAGCCCGUCCCCCCCGUUAGCUCCACCCACACAGUGGUUGUUGUUGUUGUGUCAGCACUGGUGGCUGCUUGCCGUCCGCUCCACUGUCGCCACGUUGGGGCAGAUUCCUCAAUCACAGAUGCUCUCUGAAUUUUACAUUUAGCCGCUUUUUUAAAUCGUAUGUUUCAUCAGUUAAAAUCAAACAGUAAAAUAACAGCUGGAGUUUGUCUUCUCCGCAGGUGGUUAAGGUGGGCUUCAUCAUACGAAGAGAACAAAACACCCUUUUCACAGCAGCUGCUUUGAGAUAAAAACACAGGUGUAAUUGACUGAAUUUAUUAUGCUCCUGUUCUUUUUAUAGCCAGCUCGCACAAUAACAGGACCAUGAUUAUUGUUAUUAAUUACCCGUGUUCAUCCUGCUGUGUCAUCUCAACCAGCUAACAGGAUAAAUGACAAGAAAGAUAACCGGAGGUCUGUGUGCACAAUUAGUACUGAUUCAACCGUCUCCUCCGCUCUAGCCUUCAUCAUAACUACGGGCAACGUGCCAUAUAAAGUUCAUAUACGUUUAGCCUAUUAAUGACUAUGUCUUAAUUGUAAAAUAGAGAUUAUUCGUUGUUUCUUCAACCCCCGCCUACACCUCCAACAACCCGGUACAGUCGCUGACCUCAGCAGAGUGCAUCCAUCCUCCUUUUAGCGUCUCUCGCGCCGCGACCGUGUGGGCCAACACCCUCCAUACAAACCAACUAAUGUCUAGUCGGGUCCUUCUUUUCAUUUUGUGUACAGCGUCCGUGUGUAGACUCAAUUAAAAGGUGAAUUCAGGCUGAGAGACGUGGGGGGGGGGGAGCUCCUUCUCCUGUUCUGUCCAUUGAAUUCUUUUCCAUAUUACGGUCCAUUUCUGUUAUCAGUACCGUGUAUAUCCAUGAAUAAAAUCAUUUGCACAAA